AUGUCUAUUUCUAUUGGUACAUCUAUCGGCCAAAAGAAAAACGACGAAAACGAUGAAUUCGACGACCUUGAACUCAUCACUGCUGCCGAGCAAUUCGAAUCAGAGAAUAAGACAUCAUCAAAGCAUACAUCAGCUGACGAUGAUGAACUGCUUGCGAUUGAAGUCGAAAUCUCUCAAAUCGACGAAGAAAUUUCUCGUCUUCGUCAUAAGCGUUUACAGUUAAUUGUUCGACAACAACAAUUAAAAGACAAAAUAAAACUUAAUCAUCGAUCAACAACAGACACAAAUCUUAUUGAACAAUGGCAACGAACCGAUUUCCCAUGGAGCUCCAAGGUUGAACACAUUCGAACGAAUAUCUUCAACAUUCCAUCAUUUCGACAGUGGCAACUCGAAACUAUCAAUGUCACCCUUUCGAAUCGUGACUGUAUCCUGAUCAUGCCGACUGGUGGUGGUAAAUCUUUGUGUUAUCAAUUGCCAGCCGUCGUCACCGAUGGUAUAACCAUUGUUGUUUCGCCGUUGAUAUCACUUGUUGAGGAUCAAAUCUAUGCGUUGAAAAAGUUAAAUGUCGAUGCACGUUCGUUGAAUACAUCAACACCACGCGAGGAACAAACAGAAAUCAUGCACAUUCUCGACGGCAAAAAGAAGAUUGAUUCCACGUUAAAGAUUCUCUAUUUAACACCUGAAAAAAUUGCUAAGAGUAAAACUAUUAUGGCGAAAUUACAAAAACUAUACGAAACACAGCGAUUUGCCAGAUUAAUUGUCGACGAGGUCCAUUGUGUUUCACAAUUCGGACAUGAUUUUCGUCCAGAUUACAAAUAUCUAUCCAUCUUCAAACGACAAUUUCCUAAUGUAUCUAUCUUGGGUUUAACUGCUACGGCGACCACAAAAGUGAUCAAUGAUGUUCAACAGAUACUACAAAUUCCCAGAUGUAUUAUGUUUCGUGCGCCGUUCAACCGAAAGAAUCUUUUCUAUGAAGUCAUACACAAGUCCGAUGUUGGCAAAGAUGCAUUCAAAGAACUCGUGAAUUGUAUUCAACAUCGAUUCGAUAAACAAUCAGGUAUUGUUUAUUGUUUAUCACAGAAGGAUGCAGAAGAUGUAUGCUGUGAAUUACAAAGACAUGGUAUCAAAGCUGGUUGUUACCAUGCUGGUCUCUCAGGUCCUUCACGUACUCAAGUCCAUGAGAGGUGGAUUAAAAAUCAAGUUCACGUCAUUUGUGCCACUAUUGCUUUUGGGAUGGGCAUUGAUAAACCUGAUGUGCGUUUUGUUAUACAUCAUUCACUGAGUAAAUCCAUUGAGAAUUUUUAUCAAGAAAGUGGCCGCGCUGGUCGCGAUGAUAAAGAAUCACAUUGUAUUCUUUUCUUUCGAUUCGGUGACGUCUUUCGUCUUGCGCCGAUGGUCUUUUCAGACAAAUCUGGUAAUGGCUUAACAAAUCUCUAUUCAAUGAUUUCCUACUGUUUAAACGAAUCUGAAUGUCGUCGAAAAUUGAUCGCAAAAUAUUUCGAUGAAGUAUGGCAAUCGAAUGACUGUAAUCAUAUGUGUGAUAUUUGUACACGGCCAUCGACAUAUAUCAGCAAGCGAAAGUGUUGUCAAGAAGCAGCCAUGAUUGUAGAAUACCUAGAGAAAAACUCCAAACAACGUAUUACACCAUUAAAACUAGUUGAACAUUUGUCAAUUCCGACAAUGAUUAAAAUCGAUAUACAACGACUCAUCUUACAAUUGAUCAUAGACCAAUAUUUGAAAGAAGACUUUCACUUUACACCGUACACUACGGUUUUCUACGUAGUUCGAGGACCAAAAGCGAAUACAAAGAAACGCUCGUCAAAUACAAAUAAGGCAGACGAGCAACAAAUUCUCAAAAGAACAUCCACAACACCAAAAGCGCCGGACGCACGGCCUAAACUACGUUGGGUUACAAAUAUAGGAUCCACCCUCAAAUCUGAUCCUCCAAAAAAACGAUCAUUGACUUAUGAUGAUGACGAUGACGACGACGAUAAUGACAAGAAAGAUCAAUUUGAAAAUACACCAUUAUCAAAGCGAACAUCAUUCUCGAUUAGUCCCACAGCUGGAACCGUACAAUCCAUUCAACCGUCGGUCAUCGACGACGAAGAACUUGAUUUCUUAUACGUCUUAAAAUCAAUUCAACGGAAACAAACCAAUCUAUUUCUAUUUCAGAUGCCUAUAGCAAUGAAUUUUGAUUUGCUAAAAAAUGCAACACAACAUGAUAGAUGUGAACAUCUACAUGACAGUGGAACUAACUUCGAGAAAAUCAUUCCGAAAUCACCGUUGUCGAAUGGUACGAAUCGACAAAGUACAUCCUUAAUUACAACUCCACCACCACCUGUCAAACCACGCUUACGUUCUACGUCCACUCGUGUAACACGUAAAAUUGAUUUGCAACAACUGAAUCGUUGUUCUCAAACAUGUCAUUUUACUUUACCAAAUGUUGAAAAUGAAACCUGGUUAGCACUGGCAUCUUCAAAUGAGCAUGUACUUGUCGGUGGUGGGAAUUCAAAUAAACUACGACUGUUUGACCUACAAGGAAAGGAACUACGUGAAAUUGAGAUCAAAACAUUCGCUGCUUUUGAUCUGGCUUGGUCAAAAUCGCUGAAUGCUUUCCUCAUUGCUGGUUAUGAUUGUUUACAAAUGUACAAUGUAGAAAAAAAUCAGUUAAUCCCAGUAGAAAAUCUCAAUUUUACCAAUAAAAAAGACAACUACUUUUGGUCAAUUGCUUGUCACAACAACGAUCUUUUUGUUGUUCUUUCGGAUGGACUGGAAUCCAUAUGGCGUUUAUCAUUGCCUAAUUUCGAACGCAAACAAACCUUAUCAGGUGGUGAAAUUCGUGAAAGCGAUGUUGAUGAUCGAAUAUCUUGUAUACGCACAAAUGGUCAUUUAGUUGGUAUGACGCUGCGACAACGUACUACAUAUCAAUGGCGCGUAGAUUUAUUCGAUUAUACGACAAUGAUACGAACGCACCGCGGCUUAACAAUUGGUUGUGGCAAUGGUUCGUUUAAUUUUAUUGAACGUUGUAUGUUGACGCCUGUUGACGACCAUCAAUGGCUUGUUAUUGGCGGUCUCGAAGUGAAACCGAAUGCUUUAACAUUGAUGGACGAUCGAACGGGUGAAGUGAAACAAGUUCUGCGACCCACGAGUCGACAAGAAGAAUUUAUAGCAAAUGUUUGUACGAGUGAAAAUAGUAAACGACAAUUGAUCAUCAAUAUGAUGAUCAUCGAUAAUAAGAGUGGCGAACGUCAGAUUCAUAUUGUGCAUCAAUGA
Adineta ricciae is the source of this 3273-nucleotide messenger RNA. Lineage: Eukaryota; Metazoa; Rotifera; Eurotatoria; Adinetida; Adinetidae. The record is from the annotation of a GenBank genome assembly.